AUGAAGCGUGUAAAAAUACUAGACCCUGAGCCUACUAUCCUGAGAAGCAACGACAACAGAGUAGCCUUUCGCUUGCCCUCUGUCUACACAACAAAUGCCAAGUCUCACCUCAAGGCCCGACAAUCCAUGCGGCCAUCAAGCUUCGUAAAGGCAGUGUGGACAAACACGGACACUCAUGACCUCCAGGCCAAGCAUGCAGAUGCAAAGUUUCCUUCUUGGUUGCGCAAUCGUAUACUCUCUUGGGUCAAGCAGGCAGUCAAAGACUCACGCAUACACUUUAAUAGCACUGAACUUGCCAUCCUCUUCCAAAUGUACUUUCACCUUACACACCUGGAAGUGCGCGCCCUGAAGGUCCUUGAAGUGGAAAAAUUCCUAAACACAACUCUGGAUAUUUCACAUGGUCUCACGCUAACACGCCUUGCCCGUACCGCGCAAUUGCUUCCCACGGGCAGUAGUCGGGGGAAAUCGCAUUCUGUGAACCCUUUCGAGUUUGUCCUUCUCCUGUCCGUGUUGUUGAGGGGCAAACUCGCCGAACGCGCCGAUCUGGCCUUCUACGCCAUGGAUGUUGACGGCGAUGGACUGCUGCGUCAGCCAGUUGAGUUCACUGCCCUGUUGCAGAACUCCUUUCCUCCAGAGUACGCUUCAGCGGAUGAAGACCUUGAUCCCGAGCUGUCCGUUCGGGAGGCAAUCGCAUUCCUCACGCAUAAAGCGGGCAUUCGGAGGGGCGGGAGCGUGGAUCUGGAGGCGUUUCGGGAACUGGCAGCCGCGGAGCCCUGGAUGGUGGAGUCCCUGCUUCGCUGCAUCCCAAGCGACAGGGCAAAUAUGGCCUUCCAGUGUAUUUUCACGGAAAAGGUCGUGCUGCCUGCACGCGAGAAUACCAGGCCCCUCUGGAUUCAUACUAGCCAAUCAGCACUGGCCGGAACAGACUGCGAGCAGUAG
This is a messenger RNA of Dibothriocephalus latus, 939 nucleotides long. Lineage: Eukaryota; Metazoa; Platyhelminthes; Cestoda; Diphyllobothriidea; Diphyllobothriidae. The record is from the annotation of a GenBank genome assembly.